This is a messenger RNA of Suillus paluster, 1281 nucleotides long. RefSeq lists its product as uncharacterized. The record is from RefSeq and is a predicted model, not a curated record. Bases 286 to 1053 code for a protein of 255 amino acids. The transcript has 5 exons. NCBI's taxonomy places the organism in Eukaryota, Fungi, Basidiomycota, Agaricomycetes, Boletales, Suillaceae.
GAUUUCAAAGUUCACAAGAAGUGCAUAGGACAGAAUCGUCGUGCCAUGCAGUCAUACAGCUACAUCCGCCGCUCCUUCCAAAACUGUUAGCGCUCAUUUGGCGGAGGCGAGUUACAAGUGCAUUCGUAAUCUUCCGUGCUGCAAGAUUGAAUCGGGUGGCAUCGUACCAUCAGAUACCAGGCACAGCAAACCCUUCAUUUCGUCAACAUUUGGCAGCCAAGACUCUUUCUACCGUCUAUAUAUCAUCCUGACUCAUAGAAAGUCGACUACACCAUACCGUUACUGAUGCCCAACCAAAGUCAGGUCAUUCAAGAGUGCACUGGGGACAGUCGAUGCCCAAGGCUACUGCUAUCAAAGGGUAACACUGUCCUUUGUGAUUUUUUCGAUGAAGAACUUCCACCCGCUUGGCAUGCUCCGAAAUUCUUUAUUUCGUUGGGUAUCUUCAAAAUGUGUUGCUUCCUAUUUACCUGGCGCGGUGAUCUGCGCUGGUUACACUCCCUCUUGAGAGAGGGAGAUAACUGGGAACAGUUGCAUGGUCAUUAUUUGACCCAGCUCAAUCAAUUGAGCACCGUGCAAGGACUCGUGCUUGCCACUGCGGCGGUCUUCAUGUCAUCAAAUCCGCCACUUAUGCAAGAUGUCAACUAUUCAUCUAAUGCAUCUUACGCCUGUUUGGCAGAGUCGCUUGUCUUUUCGUUGUUUGGGCUGUUGUUCCAGCUGAAAGUAUCUGCCAAUGGAUUCAUUUUUCGAAAGCGUGAAGCUGCAAAAGUCAUCGUUGAGAGGCGCUGGAGAAUUUUUUGGCACAUCCUGGGUUUGGCGGUUCCAGUCAUUCUCUUUGGCAUAUCAGUGGUGCUGAUGAUUGCUGCCAUCGUGCUCACAGGGUUCUCGUCUCACUCCAAAACCGUCCAAUUGUAUCUGAGCACAACGUUUGCUUUCCUGUGCGCGUGUCAUUUGGUGUCGAUUCUGGCUUCCCCAUUAUACUAUCAUUUGUCGAACUUAUGUGUCCACAUUCUGAAGACCGCGAGUGGUCAGGAAGGGGGAGCGAGCGCCGCUUGAAACAGUGGAGGUUGGGUGUUUAGUCCAUCUACGUCAGUACUCUAUAUGCCUUAUCGACUUCGCCAGGUUGGGAAGGCAAUAUCUGGCGAUAUUGUACAAUAAAGUAAUACGAAGAACCUCAAUUAAUGAUACCGAUUUCUUUUCUCGGAGCUAUUCGGUCGUUUUCUAUGAGCGAGCGGAUUUGGCGGUAAAUGAAACCACCUCGCACUCCUUGCUAGAAGUGCUUUC